GCGGCCCUUCCGGUCGGCGGAGCCUGGCGGCUGGAGCAGCGGUGGCGGCGGCGGCGGCGCCCGAGACGCGGGGAUGGCGGGCGCCGGGGGCGAAGCCCGGUUCGCGGGGCUGUCGCUGGUGCAGCUCAACGACCUGCUGGAGGACGAGGGGCAGCUGGCGGAGAUGGUGCAGAAGAUGGAGGAGACCCAGAACGUUCAGUUGAGCAAAGAGAUGACGCUGGCCAGCAACCGCAGCCUGGCGGAGGGGAACCUGCUGUUUCAGCCCCAGCUGGACGAGCGGAAGGCCCGGCUGACCCAGAAGUACCAGGAGCUGCAGGUGCUCUUCGAGGCCUACCAGCUGAAGAAGGCCAAGCUAGACAGCCAGCCCAGCAGCGCGUCCCUGGAGACCCUGCUCGCACUCCUGCAGGCGGAAGGGGCCAAGAUCGAGGAGGACACCGAGAACAUGGCGGAGAAGUUCCUGGACGGAGAGCUCGCCCUGGACGCCUUCAUCGACGUGUACCGGAGCCAGCGGAGACUGGCCCACGUGCGCAGGGUGAAGAUCGAGAAGCUCCAGGAGAUGGUGCUGAGGAGGCCGAGGCCGCCGCAGGCCCCGGCCGCGCCGCUGCUGCCGCCGCCCAGGGCGCCCGAGCCCGCGCCCGCCGCCCCGCUGCCCUACCCGGCCCCCGAGGCCGGCGGGGCCCCCUCCGUGCUGCCGCGGCGCAUCCCACCCCCGGUGCCCGCAGGACGCUUGGCCACGCCGUUCACCGCCGCCAUGGGCUCGGCGCAGGCCCCCCCGCUCCCCGGACCGCCGUGCCCGCCCGUGCCCCCCCGCGUGGGCCUCCCCCCCCAGCAAGGAUUCUCCGCACAGUUCGUGUCGCCGUUCCCACCACCGCUCCCCCAGAGGCCCCCCCCUCGGCUGCCUCACCAGCCGGGCUUCAUCCUGCAGUGAGGGGCCCAGUCUGGCUGGAGACGCCGCAGUCAGGGG
Phyllostomus discolor (pale spear-nosed bat) is the source of this 964-nucleotide messenger RNA. It is a transcript of the gene VPS37B, whose product is annotated as VPS37B subunit of ESCRT-I. Gene Ontology annotation, cellular component: ESCRT I complex. Lineage: Eukaryota; Metazoa; Chordata; Mammalia; Chiroptera; Phyllostomidae. Gene Ontology annotation, biological process: ubiquitin-dependent protein catabolic process via the multivesicular body sorting pathway; protein targeting to membrane; protein targeting to vacuole. The record is from RefSeq and is a predicted model, not a curated record.